CGUGACUGCCUCCCACACUCCAAUGUCGAGACCACAGUCGAUUUUCUCGGCGCUGCGCUCGGCCCUCCCACGGCGGCCAUUGAGCGCGUCGCCGUCGCCGGUGUCGCCGUUCGCCCGCCCCCGCUUCGGCUUCAGCGGCCCGAGCUCGCACUCUAUCCGCCCGUCGUCGACCGUUACCAACAACUCGACGCGCUCGACGCUCCUCCGCCCCAUCACGCUCGUGCUGAUCAUCGCGCCCCUCCUGACCGGGUACCUCGGCGUGUGGCAGGUCCAGCGGCUCAAGUGGAAGGUCGCGCUCAUCGAGGAGGUCGACCGCAACCUCGCCAAGGAUCCGAUCGUGCUCCCCGGCAAGAUCAACCUCGGCGCCCUCCCAGACUUUGCCUUCCGCCGCGUGCUCAUCAAGGGCAAGUUCUCCGGCCCGCCCAUCCUCCAGGGCCCGCAGACGCGCGACGGCGUGCCCGGCUUCCACCUGAUCCUGCCGUUUGACCGCUCCGCUGCUGGCGGCUCGACGAUCCUCCUCAACCGCGGCUUCAUCAAGACGGCCGAGGGCGAGUCGAUCCGCCGAGGCGGCCGCGUGCCCGGUCUUGGACCAAACGGCGAGCCGUCGGACGAGGUCGUCGUCGAGGGCAUGCUCACCAAGGCUGACCCCAACGCCAAGUCGUACUUCACGCCGGACAACAAGCCCGAGAAGGGAGAGUGGUACUGGAAGGACGUGCCGGCCAUGGCUGAGGCCGUUGGUGGCGAGGAGCGGAAUGUACAGCCGAUUCUGAUUGACGCGAUUGAUCGCGCGUCUACCCCGACCUCGGUGCUCCUCGCACAAGGCGAGCCUGUCGGCCGCGCGCCCGUGAUCGAGCUGCGCAACCAGCACCUGACAUAUGCGAUUACCUGGUUCUCGCUCUGCGCGGCCACGUCGGCCAUGCUGGCCAUGGUCAUCUACUCUGGCCGCACGAAGAAGCUGCCGCGACGAAGCGCGUUCGGAGAGAAGAAUGUGCAGCGGAAGCAGUAGAGGAACAAGGGGCAUAUGUACAGCAUUGCAUUCACA
This is a messenger RNA of Vanrija pseudolonga, 1042 nucleotides long. RefSeq names its product Surfeit locus protein 1 (gene Surf1). The transcript has 4 exons. The record is from RefSeq and is a predicted model, not a curated record. Gene Ontology annotation, cellular component: mitochondrion; membrane. The coding region runs from base 23 to 1006 and encodes 327 amino acids. NCBI's taxonomy places the organism in Eukaryota, Fungi, Basidiomycota, Tremellomycetes, Trichosporonales, Trichosporonaceae. Gene Ontology annotation, biological process: mitochondrial respiratory chain complex IV assembly.